CGCAGACAUCUACCUACUCUUUAGCUUCACUAUCAAACCCAAACGAAGAUCUAGAGAGAAAAGACUGAGAUUGAAAGACAGCGAGAGAUGGGGAGCACUGGAUUUUCAUGGAAAUUGGCCGAUCACCCGAAGCUACCCAAGGGGAAGCUGGUAGCCAUGAUUGUUUUGGAUGGAUGGGGUGAAGCCUCUCCCGAUAAGUUCAACUGCAUCCAUGUAGCAGAAACCCCAACCAUGGAUUCUCUCAAAAACGGUGCCCCUGAUAAAUGGAGAUUGGUGAGGGCUCAUGGUACUGCUGUAGGACUUCCCACUGAAGAUGACAUGGGAAACAGUGAAGUCGGACAUAAUGCUCUUGGUGCUGGAAGAAUCUAUGCCCAAGGUGCAAAACUCGUGGAUGCAGCUCUUGAAUCUGGAAAAAUUUAUGAAGAUGAAGGUUUCAAUUACAUCAAGGAAUCUUUUGCAAACAACACCUUGCAUCUUAUUGGACUAAUGAGUGAUGGGGGUGUGCAUUCACGCCUUGAUCAAGUACAGUUGUUGCUCAAAGGAGCCAGUGAACGUGGUGCCAAGAAGAUUCGUCUCCAUGUGCUCACUGAUGGGCGUGAUGUUCUUGAUGGAUCAAGUAUCGGUUUUGCUGAAACACUUGAAACAGAACUUUCAGACUUACGCAAAAAAGGCAUUGAUGCACAAGUUGCUUCUGGUGGGGGCCGCAUGUAUGUCACCAUGGAUCGUUAUGAGAAUGAUUGGGAAGUUGUGAAAAGGGGAUGGGAUGCACAGGUUCUUGGUGAAGCUCCACACAAGUUUAAGAAUGUAGUUGAAGCUGUAAAGACACUAAGACAAGUUCCUGGUUCAAAUGACCAAUACUUACCUCCAUUUGUGAUUGUUGAUGAAAGUGGAAAACCUGUGGGCCCCAUUGUUGAUGGGGAUGCUGUUGUCACCUUCAACUUCCGUGCAGAUCGUAUGACCAUGCUUGCACAAGCCCUUGAAUAUGAAAAGUUUGAUAAAUUUGACAGAGUGCGGGUCCCGAAAAUCCGGUAUGCAGGUAUGCUUCAGUAUGAUGGAGAAUUGAAGCUUCCAAAGUACUACCUUGUAUCUCCACCAUUGAUCGAUAGGACAUCUGGCGAAUACUUGGUUCAUAAUGGGGUCCGCACUUUCGCUUGCAGUGAGACAGUGAAAUUCGGACAUGUGACAUUUUUCUGGAAUGGAAACCGGUCUGGAUAUUUCAAUGCUGAGCUGGAAGAAUAUGUUGAGAUUCCAAGUGAUAGUGGAAUUACUUUUAAUGUUCAACCAAAGAUGAAAGCUUUGGAGAUUGGUGAGAAGGCACGUGAUGCUAUCCUUAGUGGAAGAUUUGACCAGGUGCGUGUGAACAUACCAAAUGGUGACAUGGUUGGGCAUACUGGUGAUGUUGAGGCUACUGUUGUAGCAUGCAAGGCUGCUGAUGAGGCUGUUAAGAUGAUAUUGGAUGCAGUAGAGCAAGUAGGUGGAAUAUUUGUGGUGACUGCUGAUCAUGGUAAUGCAGAGGACAUGGUGAAGAGAAACAAAAAGGGAGAGCCUGCUCUUGAUAAAGAAGGAAAUGUUCAAAUUUUAACCUCUCACACUCUUCAGCCAGUGCCAAUUGCGAUUGGAGGACCUGGGUUAGCAGAGGGGGUGAAGUUCAGGAAGGAUGUUCCAAGUGGAGGAUUAGCAAAUGUUGCAGCGACAGUGAUGAAUCUUCAUGGGUUUGUGGCUCCUGAUGAUUAUGAGACAACUCUUAUUGAAGUUGUUGAUUGAUUGAUUGAGUAAUUAAAGUGGAAAAGAUGAAAAAAGGUGAUUUGGAGUUUGGAACAUUUUCGUUUGAAUAAUUUGAUGGAAACAGUAAAAAUGUAAAACAUAUGACACCAAUAUGUUUAGUUACCAUUUCCCGAUUUUGGUCGCAUCACCACGGUUGAGUGAGUGGGUUUUACUUUUACUUUUAGCCUUAGGCUUUUUUAUGUUUAUGCAACAAAAGGAUACUGGUAAAACGAACGGUUUG
This is a messenger RNA of Lactuca virosa, 2005 nucleotides long. NCBI's taxonomy places the organism in Eukaryota, Viridiplantae, Streptophyta, Magnoliopsida, Asterales, Asteraceae. The record is from the annotation of a GenBank genome assembly.